Messenger RNA from Alnus glutinosa, 812 nucleotides. Its product is annotated as protein MIZU-KUSSEI 1. The record is from RefSeq and is a predicted model, not a curated record. Lineage: Eukaryota; Viridiplantae; Streptophyta; Magnoliopsida; Fagales; Betulaceae. The transcript has a single exon. Gene Ontology annotation, biological process: hydrotropism. The coding region runs from base 59 to 796 and encodes 245 amino acids.
UCUCUCUCUCUCUCUCUCUCUCUCUCUCUCUCCUUCAUUCCUUGUUCAUCAACGUCCAAUGAUGGGGGAGCCGCAAUCGAAAACCAUUACAGGGCCUCCGGGGACAUCCCCGGCAAGGCCUUCGACACCACCAACGCCCGGCCGCCAGCAGAUAUCCCUUGUCCAACCAUCCCAAAAGAAGCAGCACAGAACCAAAGUACUGAGGCUCUUUCGCAACGUCUUCCGAUCCUUCCCCAUCAUAACACCAGCAUGCAAGAUGGGGAACCUCCCGCUGGGCAUACCGGACGGUCAUCGGAGCACCAGCGGUACCCGAGUCACCGGCACCUUGUUCGGGUACCGGAAAGGACGCGUAAGCCUCUCCAUGCAAGAAAAUCCUAGGUGUCUGCCGACAAUAGUGAUUGAGCUGGCCAUGCAGACAAAUGUGUUGCAGAAGGAGAUGAGCUCCGGGAUGGUUAGGAUCGCUCUUGAAUGCGAAAAGAGACUGGAGAAGGGCAAGACGAGGUUGUUGGAGGAGGUGUUGUGGACCAUGUAUUGCAAUGGGAAGAAGACUGGGUAUGGACUGAAGAGGGAGGCUACAGACGAGGAUUUGAAUGUGAUGGAGCUCCUCAGGCCGGUGUCAAUGGGUGCCGGUGUUCUCCCCGGGAAUUCUGAGGUUGAUGGGCUUGACAGCGAGUUGGCCUACAUACGGGCCCAUUUUGAGCGGGUCGUGGGCUCGAGGGAUUCCGAGACUCUGUACAUGUUGAGCCCCGAAGGGAACACCGGGCCAGAGCUCAGUAUUUUCUUCGUGAGGAUUUGAUCAAACGGUUACUAAG